Messenger RNA from Linderina pennispora, 993 nucleotides. RefSeq names its product kinesin-domain-containing protein. The coding region runs from base 1 to 993 and encodes 330 amino acids. The transcript has 6 exons. NCBI's taxonomy places the organism in Eukaryota, Fungi, Kickxellomycota, Kickxellomycetes, Kickxellales, Kickxellaceae. Gene Ontology annotation, biological process: microtubule-based movement; mitotic spindle organization. Gene Ontology annotation, molecular function: ATP binding; microtubule binding; microtubule motor activity. The record is from RefSeq and is a predicted model, not a curated record.
AUGUCGUCGGCUUCAAUAGUCAUCGGCGCCGACCGCGCAUUCACGUUCGACCAUGUGUUUGCACCGGAGGUCACGCAGGAGCAGGUCUACGAGGACGCAGUUCUACCGCUCGUACGCCAGUUUCUCAAAGGAUACAACGCCACCACAGGGAGCGGAAAGACGUUCAGCAUGGGCACGGGUCUCUCGACAUCCUCGGCGAUUUCAGACACCCAGGGCGUGGUGCCCCGUGCCAUCGGCGACAUAUGGACCAGCCUCGAGAAGCGGGCGACUGAGGACAACAAGUUCUCGUACUCGCUCGAGGUCUCAUUCAUGGAGCUGUACAAUGAGGACAUGAUUGAUCUGCUGAACCCGCGCCUAGCAAUCGCCGGCAGCCGCGGGCCCUCGAUUCGCGAAGACAGUCGCGGCAACAUGGUUCUGGUUGGUGUCGAGCGCAAGGCCGCUAGCAGCCAGGAUGAGAUCAUUUCGUUUUUGCACCAGGGCACCCUGUCGCGCACCACUGCCUCGACAGAUAUGAAUCGCACGUCAUCGCGGUCCCACGCAAUUUUCACAGUCAUUCUGCGUCAGCAAGGCAGACGCGACUACAUGACACUGGAUAAUGGCCCGCUGAUGAUCUCAAAGAUGCACUUUGUCGACCUGGCCGGCUCUGAGCGGAUAAAGCGGACUGGCGCAGCUGGCACGCGCGUAAAAGAGGGCAUCUCAAUCAACGCCGGCCUGCUGGCCCUUGGUAAUGUUAUCUCAGCACUGGGCAAUAGCACGCAACAGGGCAAGCGCCAGACGCAUGUGCCGUACCGCGAUAGCAAAUUGACCCGUCUUCUGCAGGACUCGCUGGGUGGAAAUUCACAGACCCUCAUGUUGGCCUGUAUCUCGCCAUCCAACAAGAACCACGCGGAGAGCCUAAACACAAUCCGCUAUGCGAACCGCGCGCGCAAUAUCCGCAACAAGCUCAGCCGAGCUCAGUAUUUUGAAGACAGAGGUAGCGAGGCUGCGUGGUGA